Dermochelys coriacea (leatherback sea turtle) is the source of this 1888-nucleotide messenger RNA. RefSeq names its product opticin (gene OPTC). The transcript has 7 exons. Gene Ontology annotation, molecular function: protein binding. The record is from RefSeq and is a predicted model, not a curated record. Lineage: Eukaryota; Metazoa; Chordata; Testudines; Dermochelyidae. Bases 151 to 1155 code for a protein of 334 amino acids.
AUGAUUUCCUCCAGGGCUCUAGGCAGAGUCCAUUAGUUCUCUCCAGCAGGAAAGCCAUGUCCACUUGCUUCUGCGGCUGCCGGGGAAGCCUGUUUAAAGUGCUCCAGGACAAGGCCGGGGAGACUCGGGAAGAGCGACAGAAGGUGCGGGAUGCAGCGCGUAGCCUUGGUGGGGGUCACCACCCUGGCCCUGGUGCUGGCCUUGGCCAGCCCUUCAAAAGAAGAAGGCAAGAAGAAGGAAGAGAAGCCCAGAGCUGACACUGCAACCGAUGACAACCUGGACCUGCCCAACUACGACUUAGACAACUAUGGAGAGAUCAUUGACCCGAGCCUCUACGAAGAGCUUUAUGACUAUAGUGACCUGGCACCAAAGAUUGAGGUUGGUACAUUGGCUCCUCCAACCCAGCGUCUAGAGGGCGUCAUGAGCACAAGAGCCGUGCCGACCGAAGCACCCAGGAGGCCACCCCCAACAUCCCCCACGACCAAGCCUGUCGGGCCAGGUCUGUUCGGGUCCAUAACCAAACAGGGUCUGCCCACCUGCCUGGUCUGCGUGUGCCUUAGCACCUCCGUGUACUGCGAUGAUGCCGAGCUGGAACAGAUCCCGCCGCUGCCCCUGGAGACCACGUACCUCUACGCCCGCUUCAACCGCAUCAGCCGCAUCCAAGCCAGCGACUUCGCCAGGCUGAAGAAGCUGAAGCGAAUAGACCUGACUAGCAACUUCAUCUCCUGGGUGGGCGAGGACUCCUUCCGGCUGCUGAGCACCCUGCAAGAGCUCAUCCUCGCCGAGAACAGGCUGACUGCGCUACCUGCAUUGCCCAGCAGCAUCGUGCGGCUCGAUGCCCGGUUCAACAGGAUCCAGAGCUCCGGUGUCAGACCUGAAGCCUUCAGAGAGCUGAAGAAGCUGCAAUUCCUCCACCUGUCUGAUAACAAGCUGGACUAUAUCCCAGUGCCCCUGCCCGAGGGCCUGCGGUCCCUGCACCUGCAGAACAACAACAUCCAAACCAUGCACAAAGACACGUUCUGUGACAGCCAGGACCACAGUCACAUCCGCUGGGCCCUGGAGGACAUCCGCUUGGACCACAACCCCAUCAACCUGAGCUUCUUCCCCGACGCUUACUUCUGUCUGCCUCGGCUACCCACGGGCCAUUUCUACUGAGCCUGCCAGACAGCCCCCACGGGAGCACCUAUGAUGGGAACUGCUCUUGGGAGAAGGCUGCCCUGGACCCACAAGUUAAGAGCUCCAUGCCCGGCUGUCCUGUUGGGCCAUCUGGUAUUUGCCCUUCUCCCUUGCUCAUCUCAGCCCCAGUGGCCUUGUCUAGACUAGGGUUUAAGAUGUGAUGUGAGCAUAUAUGAGCUAACAUGGGUUUAGAAGUCUAGUUAGGCUAAGGAUACUGUGUUCUGUGUUAAAAUGGCCAGGGGGUGCUGGAUGCGAGGAUUUUAUUGAGUUCUCAGUCCUUGUGUGCCAGCGCGAAGGAUGCCCCAAGUCGAGAAUAGCCCUAAUAAAAUGAAAAAGGUUAAAAACUCAUUCUGUGGAUUGUUUAAAACAAAAUAACCUGUUGGCCACCCCCAUCAGACAUGGCAGCUCGUCCAUGAGCAUUGUGGUGUGGGAAGUGAUGGGCAAAGCUUUCAUGGGAACAAACCUUGGAUUCCCUCCUGGCUGAACCUCGGUCACUUGGAUCCUGACCUGCAUUUCCAGUCAUAGGCUCCCCGAUGCACAGCUCCACCCAAAGCUUAGGUCUCAAAGCUGAUCCAAACAGGGAGGGGGAGGGAGCGAGUUUUGAGGCCUGAAUCAAAUCAAUGUAUUUAAAAUAUAGCAUGUGUUGUGUUCCCUAACUUCUGAAAUCAGAAGAGAGCUGUCCACUUGGGUAAUACUUUAAACAUAGCUUAUU